Messenger RNA from Tripterygium wilfordii, 1588 nucleotides. Its product is annotated as transmembrane protein 53-like. The transcript has 4 exons. Bases 38 to 1255 code for a protein of 405 amino acids. The record is from RefSeq and is a predicted model, not a curated record. NCBI's taxonomy places the organism in Eukaryota, Viridiplantae, Streptophyta, Magnoliopsida, Celastrales, Celastraceae.
UAUUGAUUCUUACAUUGUUCCCUCCGAUUCUUCCUCCAUGGAAGCUCCGGUUAGGAUCUUCAACUCCUCCAGUCUUCUCAACCAGUUCUUCUUCAGAACUGUCAUCAUGACCGCCGGUCAUGCCUUCAUUUUCCCUCCCAAUUUUCACCAAUCAGUACUGAACCCACGAAUCCAUCGGAACGACGUCGCUUGCAAACAAACUUUCUCGCUCACUGGCGUCCACUCUUCACCCUCUCCCAACACAAACCUAUUUGCCUCCUUCAUUUCUGUCGCUUUCUCGCAUUUUUUCAAUUCGCCCAUAAAACCUGACAAUUUCAUCUCCAUCUCACCGAAAUCCAACCCCACCGACGCCUCUUUCUCCUGGAACCGAGCUCCAGAGUCUGUCAACGGCGCGAAUGUCGGAGUUUUAGAAAAUGAUGAUCCAGUUGUUACAGUGGUGUUGCUGGGUUGGCUCGGUGCACAAAAGAGGCACCUGAGACGGUACGUAGAGUGGUACAAUGCGAGGAAUAUGCACGCGGUUACCUUCGUUGUUGACGCGAAGGAUUUGUUAGGGUUUGAUUUGGAAAAAAAAGUGGAGAGGCGGAUCACUGAGUUGGCGAACGAGCUUACUUCGUGGGUAUCGGAGAGGGAGGACGAUGGAAGAGAGCGAUGCUUGGUUUUCCACUGUUUCAGCAACAUGGGUUGGCUUGCGUAUGGUUAUAUUCUUGAUAUUCUACACAGAGAGGGAUUGGUGGAGAAGAUUAAAGGAUUCAUUUGUGAUUCGGGAGGAGGGGAUCCCUUGAAUCCAAAGGUUUGGGCUGGUGGUUUCUCUGCUGCUAUACUCAAGGAACGCAGCUCUUUAGGAAAACCCAUGGUUCAAACCCCAGAAAUGAAUGGAUCAGAUAGUCAAGUGCAAGAGGAACCUCCAGUAAUAGAAACCGUGUUACUGUCAAUGUUAGAGAAGCUAUUCUCUGUAGUUCUAAAGUUGCCUGAGGUGGAUCAGAAGCUGACAAAGAUCGUUUCCAUCCUUUCGAAGAACCAGCCUUCUUGUCCACAACUCUACUUGUAUAGCUCCGGUGACAGGGUUAUUCCAUUUUGGUCAAUCGAGUCACUUGUUGAGGAGCAAAGAAAGAUGGGGAAGAAGGUAUUUUCCUUCAACUUCAAGUCAUCCCCCCAUGUGGAUCACUAUCGGACUUUCCCUGACGCUUAUUCCUCACAGCUUCAUAACUUCUUGAAAGAGUGUUUUGCGACUGUUAAGGUAACCUCAAACCAAUGAACGAAGAAUCGUCUCGUUCAGCAGUCAUUUGAUUUCUCACUUAUGAGUUGGGAAUAUAAAUAAGUACCCUUUUAUUGCACACAAGACUAGUCGACUAGACCACCUCUGUGUUUUCUUCGCAGUUCGCAUAGUUGGAUGGCCUCGCGCUCGGUAAAGUUAAUAUGGAAUUGAUUUGUAAGUUUAUUGCCGAGGGCUAGGAUUGUAUCGAAUUGAUCUUGUAGCGUAUUUGUUCUCAGAAUCGUCGCUAGAAAGGGUAAGAAAUGCUGUCAAUUCAAUAUGUAACAACUUCUUUCCUACUGGGCUUCGUAUUAGUCUAUGAAAGUUGGCGGAGCA